GUAAUUGACCGAAGUAAUUGUCCGAAAUAAUUGUCGUUUACACUUGCACCUACCAACAAGCACCCCCAAGAACACACCGUCAACAUGGCCGCCACCGUCAAUGUUGAGAACAUCAGUACAAAGACUAGCGAAGACGAGAUCAAGUCCUUCUUCAGCUUCUGCGGCAAGAUCCAGUCCAUCAGCGUAAAGCCCUCGGGCAACGACGCUCAGACUGCCUCGGUCACCUUUGAGAAGACGGCUGCUGCGAAGACGGCCCUGCUCCUCGACAACACACAGCUUGGCCCCAACUCGGUGCAUGUCACCUCGGCAAAGUCGCUUGAUGAAAUCGCCGGUGAGAAGGCUGCCUCUGCGGAGGAGGCCAAAGACGGUGACCACCACAUCGAGCAGGAGCAGAAGCCCCGCGCGCGUAUCUUCGCCGAGUACCUCGCCCACGGCUACGUCAUCUCUGACAAAGCCAUCGAGGCUGCCCUUGCUACAGACAAGCAGCACGGCUAUAGCAACAAGUUCACACAGGCUCUCCAAAACUUCGACUCCAAGACACAAGCCACACAGAAGGCUCAAGCGGUAGACAACAAGCUGGGCCUUACCCAGAAGGCGUAUGCUGGUUGGACUAGUCUGACCAGCUACUUCGACAAGGCUGCCAACACUCCCACUGGUCAGAAGCUCCGUGGCUUCUAUGAGCAGGGCAACAAGACCGUCAUGGAUGUGCACAACGAGGCUCGCUACCUUGCCGACCUCAAGAAGAAAGACCAGGGUGGCAAGGAUAUGAAUGUCCACCACCUCCCCGAACCCGACUCCGACAAGACCACUUGCAACUGCCAGGCAGACACCGGUAACUGUCAGUGUUCUCCUAAUGAGUGCGCCUGCUCCGGCUGCGGUAAGAGCAGCGUACCCAGUGCCGAGAAGAUGAACGUUCACGCCCUACCGCCUCCCAACCAGACUUUGACGCAGUGCGACUGCGCUUCCGAGGCUGGCAAGUGCCCGUGUCCUGAGGGAAAGUGUGCGUGUAAAGGUUGUGCCAAAUCCAAGGACGCUGGCAAUGACAAGAUCGCUAUCUAGGCAUGAAGUAUCCGGCGUUAGUGGAUGGUGAAGUGAUACCAGUUUCCUCAGUAGACAAUAAGUCUCCUCUGAGUCUAUGUAAUAGUAGAUGCUAGCUUUAAAAAGAAUUCACACAAGUCUUUUACC
Parastagonospora nodorum SN15 is the source of this 1185-nucleotide messenger RNA. RefSeq lists its product as hypothetical. Gene Ontology annotation, molecular function: RNA binding. Lineage: Eukaryota; Fungi; Ascomycota; Dothideomycetes; Pleosporales; Phaeosphaeriaceae. The transcript has a single exon. The coding region runs from base 85 to 1059 and encodes 324 amino acids. The record is from RefSeq and is a predicted model, not a curated record.